CUGCGUACGAGUGGGUGUCUACUUCGCCGGUCCCUUCAGAGGUCAGUCUUACUCAGAGACUUCUAGCCUGCACUCAUCAUGCUUGAUGAGACUUUUUUUUGCACUCUCCUCUGCCGGGUUCAUGUACUGUACAUACGUCGGCCAUGCAGGACACUGGGUCUUCGUUCUUGGCCAGAUACAAGAUGUGGCCAAUCCAUCCUACUUCCAGAACCAUGCCCGGAGGAUCAGGGUCUAGCAUUGAACGGAUGUGCGGGUUGCUGGGCGUCUCUCAUCGACUACGGUCGUCCUCCCUGUCAGUGCCUAUUGGAGGACUGACUACACCAAGCAAACUCAGCCAAGGGCAUGAACAGCCCCAACCCAGCCGCCUGCUGCCGGCCACUCGAUCCCGAGGUACUGUACCUGCCCGUGCACCGUAUCUGACCCGCCUGUCAUGUACUGUGUACUACACCGGUGGAUCGGGUCGGAGACCCUCCUCGCUGGACGGGAUUAGCUGUUCUCCCUCCUCCUCCUCCUCCUCCUCCUCCUCUUCCUCCCUCCCUCCGCCAGAGCCACAACCUAGCCUAACCUAUGAACGACGGGUCCCCAUCACCACCCGAGACUCGACGGUGCUUGAUGAUUGGAGAGACCCGAAAGUAAGCGUGAAGCAGGAGGGGUGAAGGGGGGGAGCUCGUCUUGCCACUCAACCCGACCCGAGAAGAGACCCUAGACACACACCCUUUCGGUGCAUGCGAUGAAGGGGACCUGGAGUGAUAUCUGGCUGCCUAAUGAAGUGGACCCGGGAACAGGCGCUGGCCAUCCCAAC
Molecule: messenger RNA, 802 nt
Organism: Aspergillus aculeatinus CBS 121060
Lineage: Eukaryota; Fungi; Ascomycota; Eurotiomycetes; Eurotiales; Aspergillaceae
Exons: 1
Coding region: 144-656 (170 amino acids)
Source: RefSeq, a predicted model, not a curated record